AUGAAGGAUGCGAUAUGGGAGCCUCCUACUAACGCGGAUGGGGGAGGAGGAGGUGCGGGGGGUGGGGGAGGAGGUGGAGGAGGAGGAGAGGGAGGGGAGAGUGGUCUAGGGGAGCUCAGUAUAGAAGAGUUUGCAGCUAUGGAGGAGGAUGCAGGAGGUGCGGAGGAUGCCGGACCUCCGGAUGAGGUUCGGCAGGCACAGCAGCAGCUGGAUCGGUGCUUCAGACUGGUUGAAACGGCUGUGGGCUUACUAACGAGAGCUGGAGAAAAGGCUGAAGGGGGGGAGGCUGUAUCAGCUGAAAGGCAGACCAACGGGGUGUCUCUAGGGCAUCUCUCUGAAAGGCAGCUCUCUGUAAAGGAGCUAUCUGUAAGGGAGCAAUCUGAGAGGCUCAGGCUAUGUACAGAGCUGGUGGAUGGAGCAUUGAAGGACGUCCUAGUGUUUCUGCAGCUGGCCCAGCAGCGGGAGUGGUGGUGUGGGGAGGCGGUGGUGGCGUGUGUGCGCGUGGCGGGGGCGUGCCUGGCUGCUGCGCCCUCGGCUCACAGGAAGAGAGCUGGGCGGCUGCUGGGGUUCCUGCUAGCAGUCACAGGCGCGCAGGAGGAGAGGCCACUCCUAGCUGUGCAGUACAUGCUGCCUGCGUUGGUGCACAUCACCAGUGAGCCACGUGGCUGCACAUCAUUGGUCAAGAGAGGAGGCCACAUCCACCUCAUAGACUACAUGGUGGAAACAGCGCGCACCAACAUGCACCACCAGCUGCGGUCGGGACCCGAGGGGCAGACAAGCCUCAUGCAGGCUGCUGACGUCAUCCUCAACAUCCUUGCAUGUCGGAAGCAAAUGCGAGUGCCCUUGGAUCCACACGACUUUGUGUCGCUGCUGCCUGCCAUGGCUGGAUGGAGCAGCGUCAAAGGCAACGACCCCCGCACCACAUACAAGACCCUGGCGCUAGCAGCAUGCGUAAACGCGUCGAUUCUCGAGCUCUCGUGUGAGGAUGUGGUGAAGAAGCGACUAGACCUGGCGACCUACAAGAAGCUGCCCAACUCGUUUGGCGUCAUUGUCAAGUUUCUGGAGUUCGGCCACCGGAAUAGCGGAUCAUUCAGUAGCGAGACGGAAAUCAAGGAACUCUGGGACAUCACUGUUGCAUCAUGCACGGAGUGCCUGCCCCUGUGGCCCCAGCUGAAGCGAGCCAUGGUCAAGUCGGAGUAUUGGGGCAAGGUGUCGCGAAACAAGCUGGUAACUCGGGAGCGUUUGAACCAGGUGUGCAAGGAUGCGAGGCUGAGGGAGCUGCUGGCAGUGGUGGCCUUCAGCCCAUGA
This is a messenger RNA of Closterium sp. NIES-65, 1308 nucleotides long. The record is from the annotation of a GenBank genome assembly. Lineage: Eukaryota; Viridiplantae; Streptophyta; Zygnematophyceae; Desmidiales; Closteriaceae.